UCGCUAUGCACUCUGGGAAUAACAGUUCAUGCCACAUCACAUGACAUUUGCAAAUUUUAGAUUUCGGUAAUCGACGGUGUCGGAGAUGGUCUUCGAGCGUGUGAUGAGGCUCACAAAAUUAUCAAUUUGUUCGUCGUUUGAAGCCAUUAAUAACUAUCACUUGGCUUUACGCCAUGGAUGCCAGAAAUGAUUAAUUGACAUUACUACGUGUUGUUAGCUAGCUAGAUAACUUGCUAAAUUAGCUAACGUUGACUUGUAAUUUGAAUGAGAGAAAGGUCUGAUGCUAGCUAGCUAACUUUUAUGAAAAGCUCGUCGCUAUGUGUAGUUAGCUAAUUUACUGUUGUUGGCUAGCAAUGCCAGGGGCUAGCUAGCAAAAUACAGACAUUUGAUACAAUGGUGUUCAGCUAACGUUAGAGCUGAGUGGAGCUUGCUUGGUCUAACUUACUCAAAAUGCUCAGUUAUUUAGUAGGUAGCUAAGUUACUUGCAAUAACGUUAAGUAAACCAUUUAUAUUGCUUGCUUGUUAGCUACCUAGCUUUCUAUUGCAGUUUUAAAACCAGAUAAAGUUAGCAAACGUUAACAAGGAUUAACUACUUCCUUGAGAAGUCUGUAGGUACUCAUUUUGGGAUAUUUUAGUUGAAAGUUGAGCCUCCAUCAGGAACCAGGAUAUUAUUAACAAGACAAGAGGCUAACAUUGCAUAAAGUUACUGGUUCAGUGGUUGAACUUGUUGGCAAGACUAGCUCCCAUUGCUAAUAUAGCUGGAUCCAUAACUCCGUUAGAUGGCUAACGUUAGCUACUUGUCUUGAAUGACAGGGACUUUCUUGAAAAGCGCAUCAGACCAUGUUUUUGUACUGGUCUUACUUUCAAGAGACCAUUGUCAUUAGUUAAAUAGCUAGCUAUUUAAGUCAGUUGCUGAGGAUGACUGACUCAGAAAGUCCCCUUUCAAAUUCUGGUUUGGGAGACUUGCAGUGGCUUUGCAUGGUAACACUGUUCAUUGCAUCCAGCAUUACAUUGAUACUGUAUCUAAUACAGUAUUUUUACGACGAUCUACGGAUACAGAAGCCUGAGCAAAACAAUGCUGUUUCGGAGGAAGCGGACGCUCUGUUGGGAUGGGCGCUGUCACUGAAAAGCUGGAAAAGUCAAUGGAGAGGUGCUUGGUGCAGAGCGUUGAAUGACGAAUCGAGGAAGUCUGGGGUAAGUCCCAUGACCAAUACAAUAGUUUAUUUCGCAUUCCAAAUUACUAUGGAUUUACACGAGUUGCCUGUAGCUAAAUACAUUAAUAGCAAAGUCAGUGACAGACUUUAGAAAUAAUCUACUGUAGCACAACAAACAAACAACAUAUGAAAACAGGAUCUGUAUUAACUAAAGCUAGACCUGAGCACACAGGUGAGCCUCGUGGCAGAAGAGAUCACUGUCACAGAAUCCAGUGUCAACAAUCUUGAUUCCUGUGCCUUGCUGCUGUGCCUUGUUGUAACCUUCUCAUCUCAUACCAAAUUGUAAACAUGAUCCAUUUGUACCCUGUUCUCUGACUCUUUACUUGAAACUGUCAAAAAUGAAGUGUAAUGUUGAGUUAAUGUCAGUUGUUGGGGCAUAGCCUAUUGCUGAUCACCACCUGACCCAGGUACUCCUAACUCACACAGAGCCCAGUGCAACUAACAUUUGAAGAGGAUGGCCUUCAGUCAUCAGAGCUGGUGGUUGGCCAAGUGUCCAGCUUCAAAAAGUCUGCUGGUCAGAAGGUAAGAUAAAAUCCCUGUGUCUCAGACUGGCUCUCAUGGAAUGGCUUGCAACGAAUUGCACACAGAAUGAAAAGCUCAGUACAUGAUUCCGUAUAGCCCAGAUAUGGUUCAUGGUUGUUUUUUAAUGCUUAUUUUCCUGAUAAAAUCAAGUUUGAGAUCAAUUGGGUCAUUGUUGAACCCAGUGCAGCGUCGUCGUCUUCCUACAGCCACUUAAAUGGUUAACCACAGUUAGAAAAGAAAGCAUUUAUGCUGUUGCCAUUUCCUAAUCAAUGUGCCCUAAUGUAAUAACCCACCACUGUAGUCACUCCACUCUUCCACUGUAAUUCAAUGUAAAGGGGAGUGCUUUACUGGAGCUGCAGCCUUUUAACUUAAUUUCAGGUCCGCAGUGGCCAAUAUUCUGAUUCACACAAUGUCCAUUAGCUUCACUGGCACUUCCAGACAUUUUCCCCCUCGCCUUAAAUUGUCUGACCAGAACCAAUAGCAGCCUUUUUGCAGAUUUCAUGCAGUAAGCACAUUUUUACAACCUCCUCUCCAGCUCCAAGUUUAUGGGAUCAUCAUAUAACCAGACCCUCUACUAAAAUAAAGGUGAACAGAAUUCUCACUGUUUUUAUACAUUCUCAGAAGUUAUCAAUAAUAUUUUCACCAAUAGCAUUAGCAGAUUUUGUAUUGAAAGGAAAGCAAAGCAGGGUUUUUCCGAUAGACUAGUCUGUGUUAUUUAAGCUGCGAUAUGUAACUUUUUGGGCGACCCGACCAAAGUCAAAUAGAAAUGUGAGUUAUAGAUCUGUCAUUGUCAUUGAAAGCAAGUCUAAGAAGCAGUAGAUCUGUUCUAUGUGCGCUAUUUCAAUGAUUCCCGUUCUUACGUUUUGUUUUUGCAUCUUUUACAUUUUUGGUUUUGUACACCAGCUUCAAACAACUGAUAAUACAAUAUAUUUGGUUAUUGAAAAUAUAUUUCACAGCGGUUUAGAUGGUACAAUGAUUCUCUGCGCUUGUUUGUUUUGUCACAAACUGAAAUUAGGAGAACUAUUAGAAUUUUAGCAAACCAGGAAAUGGCGAAGCGAUUUCUGCAUAUUGCACCUUUUAAAUUCCUGCACAGCUUUUUUUGUUUAGGAUUUUCUGUAAUAUGCAAGCUCCAGAUGCUGCUUCAUUGUUUUAGACUUUGGUGAACAAAGGCUUAUCCUUGCCCAGCCUGCAUGAGUGAGUGUGCAGUAAGAAGCUUAGUAGCUGUCUCCUUAUAGCCAGCCCAGUACAGAUAAACACUAAUGGAGACAAGAGGGAACUGAUGAGGAGGGUCCUGCUGGGAGAAAUGGGCAGUAUAAUGAGAUACUUCAUGUUUGGAGCUUUCAAGUUGAUAGUGGUCACACACUGAACGGGUUAAAAAAUAAACAACACACACACAGUAAGGAAGAAAACCAGGUAAACCAGUCUGAAUGUGAACCAUGUAUGCACUUUGCAAGAAUACCACAAUUAUGGUCGGGCAUGUUUAGCACCAAGCACCUUUUUACCUCAAAUGCAUUUUUUUGUGUAACCUUGAUUACUAUAUGGUACUAUUGUAACUAUGCUGUCUGGUCUUCCCCUAGGCUGCACAAUGCAAGGUGGUUGGGGACAAGCUUCAGUUCUCCCUCAGUGCCUCACCAUCAGCCAUGUCUCCAGGAGAGCCCUGUAGGUACAGCGUGAAGAUAUCGCCACUUGAACUGCAGGUAAAUGAACACAACAGUUAUGUCCACUACAUCUGCUGCUAACAUCUGUCCCAUCCCAUCUCUAUUGGAGCAAUGCUUUAGACAAACAAAGGGAGAGUGAGGAAGAGGGGGGCAGGGCUCCUGGUUGUCUCACUGUGUUGUCUUAAUGGAGGAAGCUCUGUGAUUUAUUGAACAUGACGCACUUCAGCGUAGCUUUGCUGCUGCAAUGAGAAUCGGAUUAAAUGGCGAGGGCCUAGAGGUUGGCAAAUGUCCUGGAGACCUUUAAAUCACUGUCAGUCUAAUGUAAAAUACUGGAGGGGGUAAAGGUGCCCCUUUUUCCUUACUACCUCCACUUUUGUCAUUGGAGAAGAGUAGGAUCACAGACAUAAUCACAUACUAAUGGGUUUAAGUAAUGUUUUUGAUGUUGAGUAAUGUUCCCUUUUUUAUGCAAAACAAAGUAGAGAUGGCUUGAUACAUCCAUUUUAUUAGCGUCGUCCAUAACUGGGCACGAAUUACAGUCAAAUCUCUGUUGACUCAGGCUCACCCAUAAAGUUUAGCAAUCUAGCCUUUCCCUCUGCUGGUUAUUCCUCUAGGUUGCUUGCUGUAGCCUAGUACUACUUGUGGUUUCAUAUUGAACAUCAUGAAAGUGAGAAAGACCGCAGGAGUGUGCGUUGUGGGUAUAUUACAUAAAGCUCUAUAAGCUUCCAUCCCGUCUAAGUUAUUGAGCCAGUUGUUAAGCGGUUGCAAAUGCACGGCUAGUAAGUGGCUGUUGAAGUUAACCAAUUGAAUUAAAGCUAUUUUUAAAUAAAUAAGGUGCUUGACUUGUUAACUCGUUGCGGGCUUGAUCCUGCCGUAAAUACAGUCCAGUGAGAGGUAAAAAAUCUAAAGCCAGGAUUUGGUUUGGUCAGGACACCUUUGUUAGGGUUUUGGAUUGGUUGUUGUUUUUGGGAGGGGUAGUGGGAGGCUAUUGUUUAGUUUUUUUCACUCUCCCUUCUUCGGUUUGGUCUGGAAAAGUCCUGGGGGCAGACCUUUUGAAAUAUUUUCAUCCUUUUUCACGUUGCGACUGACUGACUCUGCCCGGCACUAGAAUGGUCCCUGUUCUUGUUAUGAGUGAUUGUGAAGGGAUAUAUUUGUACAGUAUAUUGAGACCGUGUGUUUCUCUUUCUGCCUCACUCACACGCUCUGUGGUUUUGCAGCUUAGUGCACUUUGGCCAUGUGUAACCACAGUUGUAACACAACUGUAGUAUCAUUGCAGUGGGGCAUUUAAUGUGACUCACGUGAUAGGCUACUUUAAAUGGAAUCCUUUUGUUCUCAGGUAUUAUUUCCUCAACCAUAAAAGACUAGGCUAUAUUCAUUCCCCAUUACUAUAAUGACAGUCAGUUUGUUGUUAACAUUUUCCCACACAUUGAUGAUACAUCUCCCAAAUAUUAGUGCUUCUGGCAAAAUAUGGCUGCUGUACUUUACUCACCAUUACUUGAGUCCACUUGUACUGUCCUUUAUGUAACACUAAGGCCUACACAUUUUCCGGUAUGACCAAAACUUAUUUUACUGAUCAAACUGCUAUUAUUUUUGCUAAAUCCAGGGUAUUUCAGUGGUAUCAGAAAAAGCCUUUGUUUGGUAACACAGAGUUGGCUGUACAGUCAGAGCGGAAUCUAUGCAUGCUGGGACAGGAUGGCCCAGUCACUAGUAUACAGUCUCUCCCUCUCUAGCCCUCUGUCUCCCUCCCACACUCGCUCACUCUCCCUCUCUCUCACUUACUCUCUCUUUCUCUCUCUAUGCUGGACUGCUCAAUUACAGCUCAUUGUGUUGGCUUGCACUCUGCAGGGCUGAAGCGUGUGUUUGUGUUAAGUAUGUGGUGUGUGUGAUAAUACAACAACUGUGUUGUUGCUCAUGGUGGUUCUGUUGCCCUCUGUUCCCCAGUUGGACUUACAGAUGAGGGAGGCUGAAGGAGAGGUCUGGGUGGGCUGGGGGGUGACCCAUCUGGAGACAUGGGACCUGCAGCUCAGCCCCAGCUUCACACAGGUGUGGCCCAUAGCCCACAGUCUCAGUAAAAAAAUUAAAAUAAAGGCAAUACACAUUUGAAAAACUAAGAGCUUCACUACUUCCUGAGGGUAAACUGUAAACCUGAACAUGUUUUUUUUAAUGAUGUUUCCCAAAAUCAGCAGUCCAGACAAGUCAAACUGUAAUGCAGAUGAUUGCUAGUGAUGUGAUGGUGGAGUGUUGAUUUGUUUGCUUGUCUGUCAGGACAAUGCCACAAGCCCCAGUGUGGCUGCAGUAAAGGACAGGCUGAGACAGCUGCUGUGUGCGGUGCGUCCCUCCGUGAUGCUGAGUUGCAGGCCUGCUCAGGCCACAGAGGUCAAGGUGAGAGGAAGACAUUACAGUUUGAUACGGGAACAGGGCUCCCGUGGGUCAGGACAGGACAGGAUCGUCAGUCCACAGGAAUGGGCAGUACAGGAAUAGUUAUAAACAGUUUUUUUUGGGGGGGGGGGGGGGGUCGGAUAGAAAUAUGUAACGUGUGGAGAGAGAAAAAACCUGUGCGUAGGCCUAAUAUAGUUUACUAAAUAAAUGUAGCCAUGAAUAACUUUGUUGUAGCCAGGCUCACUCUCGCGCGCCUCGCUCCAGUUGUAGCCAGUCACUAAUUACCUCAGAUGCACGCAGAGACAUACACAAUUGCACGUCCAUAUCAUGAGUUCAUCUGACUCUGGGUAAGUAGAAGGGCUGCCUUCAUGGCCUAAAUCUCGUAAAUGUCUCGCGAGCGUUGAGCAGUAGCCAAACGGAGCAGUUGCUAUGGCUACUCACAAGCAGAGCGCACUAUAGCAUUAGUGGAUACUCAAACUGCUCUCAGGCCAGGUCUUCCGGUUUUGACUAGCAGAAGUUACUUUUCAUUGCAGGUUAGGAGAAUUAACGUGGCAGGUUAGGAGAAUUAGGUUAGGGUUAGCUAAAAUGCUAAAAUUGUCCCUGACGCGACUCAAAUAUAUCUAGGUACAACCUGCCCUGAGAACAGUCUUGGUUUCCACUAAAGCCAUUCUACACGCAGAGCGGGGGACAAACGAGCAGCUAACGGAGGAGGUUAUUUCUGAUUUCUGCUCGUGAAAAUGAGUACGGGACAGGAGUGAUUUUUAUCGGGGCGGGACAGGAAAGUUCCGGUGUUAUGGAACUGUUGCGGCAUCAGGACAGUACGGGAAAAUGUUGACAUGACGGGACAGGAAUACAUUUUCACUCCUGUGUCAACCUCUAGAAGACAUACAACAACAAAUGCACCCUGUCAGCACAUCGUGCGCCUGUCACCCGUUGGCCGUUUCUAUACCUCUCUAUUGAUAGAUUGCCUGAUAUUCAGAAGCACUGAAUAUCAACAUAGUUAGGUUUCUUAGUCUCUACACCAUGCAUUCCUGAGUCAGGUGUGUUAAUGCUGGGCUGGAACAAAAGCAUGCGCACCCUGUAGCUCUACACUACUCUCCACUACAUGAAAUAUGGAAGUGCCUAAUAUCGGCAUGUUCUCUAUCCCCUUCUCUAGGAGGCCUGUAAGAAGGUGACAUCACCCCCCAAGCCCCCCCGCGCUCACGACUGGAAGCUGCUGGUGAAGAAUAUCCGGGUGACAUGUAAGGAGCAGGAGGACUGUGCUGCAGGUGAGGUUCAACCAUGGACACAUGGGUAAAACAAUGAAGCUUUGUUACAGCUCCACAUGUGCCUCAUCUUGAGGUGGCUGCCAGCAGAGAUAACAGUAGCAUGGACCUCAAGGAGCCGCUGAGACUUGUUAUUUUCUGAUGUCAGUUGAACCCAUUGAACCCGACUCACUGUUGUUCCAAACUCCCCUACGGUAGCAGGCCUGUCAGAGCUGCAGCUCAUCACCCACAGCAGGGAGAGAGAAGAGCGUCUCUCCCUGAAUACAUUACUGUUGAUAAUUAGAUGUGUGGUGUUCAGCACUUCUCUCCCCCCAGUUGCUCCUUUUUCAUUAAAGCGAAGAGGACAACUAUGCUGAUAGGGUUUAUUGAUGAAAUGUGCAGUGUGGCCAAUAGCCAAGGAAGCAGCAGCUAUUCAAUAGGCAGGGCAACUUGUGUCUCUACCAGUUGAUGCAUUAUUCAUUCAGUUACAAGCCUGAAAGCCAGACCUACUUUAUCUCAGCCAUUGACAUGUACACUGAUAUUCCUAAUAUUGAGUUGAACCACCCCUUUUCCCUCUACAAGGUGUCGAAAGCGUUCCACAGGGAUGCUGGCCCAUGUUGACUCCAAUGCUUCCCACAGUUGUGUCAAGUUGGCUGGAUGUCCUUUGGUUGGUGGACCAUUCUUGAUAUACACGGGAAACUGUUGAGCGUGAAAAACCCAGCAGCGUUGCAGUUCUCGACACACUCAAACCUACCUGGCACCUAGUACCAUACCCUGUUCAAAGGCACUUAAAUCUUUUGUCUUGCCCAUUCACCCUCUGAAUGGCACAUAUACACAAUCCAAGUUUCAAUUGUCUCCAGGCUUAAAAAUAUCUCUUUAGCCUGUCUCCUCCUCUUAAUUUAUACUGAUUGAAGUGGAUUUAACAAGUUACAUCAAUAAGGUAUCACCUGGAUUCACCUGGCCAGUCUGUCAUGGAAAGAGAAAGUGUUCCUAAUGUUUUGUACACUCAGUGUAAAUGUACUAGUCACUACAAGUUACCACCAUGCUAUUAACCCUUCUCCUGCAAUUUCCUCAGCCCGCGAAAAUCUAAUUUACAUAACAAUAGAAAAAACAUCAAAAUCCAUCUGUUUCAGCUAGAGAGAUCUGUUUUUUUGCAUGAGCUGCGUCUCAAUCCACCCCAUCCGCCGAUAUCACCCUUCCGCAUCUGCGGUGAAAGGUGGCAGAGCUAGAUCUGUGUUUGUCAGACCAUGAGACGUCCCGAAAAUCGGUCUUCUCACGAAAACAUCUGUAGCGUCCGAACGGUUUGGCCUACAAACUAUUAUGACCCCUCUGUGGAAAGGAGCAAGACUAGGAACAAGACUCAUCUGAAGGUCCCAGGUACCAGUUUAAAAAAUGAAUGGAAGUAUAUAUGGAGAUAGUUUAGUGCCUAAAAUAAGGGGUUAAAUACAUGUCCCAAAAUUGGACACACCUACUUGUUCCAGGGUUUUUCUUUAUUUUUACUAUUUCCUACAUUGUAGAAUAAUAGUGAAGACAUCAAAACUAUGAAAUAACACAUAUGGAAUCAUGUAGUAACAAAAAAGUGUUAAACAAAUCAAAAUAUAUUUUAGAUUCUUCAAAGUAACCACCCUUUGCCUUGAUGACAGCUUUGCACACUCUUGGCAUUCUCUCAACCAGCUUAGCCUGAAAUGCUUUUCCAACAGUCUUGAAAGAGUUCCCACAUGCUGAGCACUUGUUGGCUGCUUUUCCUUCACUCUACGGUCCAUUGGGUUGAGGUUGGGUGAUUGUGGAGGCCAGGUCAUCUGAUGCAGCACUCCAUAACUCUCACUAAAAUAGCCCUUACACAGCCUGGAGGUGUGUUGGGUCAUUGUCCUGUUGAAAACAAAUGAAAGUCCCACUAAGCCCAAACCAGAUGGGAUGGCAUAUCGCUGCAGAGAGCUGUGGUAGCCAUGCAAAAAUCAUCUGUUCACCUACUCUGCGUCUCACAAAGACACGGCGGUUGGAACCAAAAAUCUCUAAUUUAGACUCAUCAGACCAAAGGACAGAUUUCCACGGGUCUAAUGUCCAUUGCUCGUGUUUCUUGUCCCGUGUUUCUUGGCCCAAGCAAGUAUCUUCUUCUUAUUGAUGUCCUUUUAGUAGUGGUUUCUUUGCAGCAAUUCGACCAUGAAGGCCUGAUUCACACAGUCUCCUCUGAAUAAUAAUAUGAACAGUUGAUGUUGUGAUGUGUCUGUUACUUGAACUCUGUGACGCAUUUAUUUGGGCUGCAAUUUCUGAGGCUGGUAACUCUAAUGAACUUAUCCUCUGCAGCAGAGGUAACUCUGGGGCUUCCUUUCCUGUGGCGGUCCUCAUGUGAGCCAGUUUCAUCAUAGCGCUUGAUGGUUUUUGCGACUGAACUUGAAGAGACGUUCAAAGUUCUUGAAAUGUUCCGUAUUGACUGACCUUAAUGUCUUAAAGUGUUGAUGGACUGUCAUUUCUCUUUGCUUAUUUGAGCUGUUCUUGCCAUAAUAUGGACUUGGUCUUUUACCAAAUAGAGCUACCUUCUAUAUACCACCCCUACCUUGUCACAACACAACUGAUUGGCUCAAACGCAUUCAGAAGGAAAUAAAUUCCACAAAUGAACUUUUAACAAGGCACACCUGUUAAUUGAAAUGCAUUCCAGGUGACUACCUCAUGAAGCUGGUUGAGAGAAUGCCAAUAGCAUUUAUUUAUCAAGGCAAAGGGUAGCUAUUUGAGGAAUCUCAAAUUUAAAAUAUUUGUUUAACACUUUUUUUUUUGGUUACUGCAUGAUUCCAUGUGUGUUAUUUUAUAGUUUUGAUGUCUUCAUAAAAAAUUAAGAAAAACCCUGGAAUGUGGAGGUGUUUCCAAACUUUUGACUGGUACUGUGUAUAUAUAUAUUCGUUUUCUGAUCUUUCUGAUAUCUUUCAGAUAUAGGACAGACAUUUCAGAACAAACUUCGUUUCAAUAUUUUUUGGGACUAUUUGUUGUUCCAUGUAGUGACUCUUUUAUUCAAUGCGUUUCUAUGAGCUAAUAGCAGUAAUGCCAAAUUCAAAAAUGCCUUAAGGGGUCUUUAAACUAAAGUGUUCAGACCAUAGAAAUAGAAUGAACUCAUUCUAGUUCUGUGGUUCAGACAUCGAACGUCAACUACAAUUUGUAUUUUCUUUUACAAUUUUCUUUCGUUUUCACAAUUAAUUGAACAUCAACAUAAUCGAAUUUUCAAACAUCCUAAUGCUCAUGACUUGGCUUGUCAGUGUACUGUAUUGACUGGUAUUUAGAUAUCCCCAACCAACCUCAAUGUUUGAUUUGUAUGCGGACGUGCAUUUCUGUUGAACUCCUCUUCUGUUGUGUUUGCACUUCGCAGGCAGUAUGAAUCCCCUGUGUGUGCUGCAGCUAGACGACCCUCCACAGAAAUUCUCCACUUCAGUCCUACAGAACACAGCCAGCCCAGCCUGGGACCAGCCCUUCAUCUUGUGAGUCCAGACUCGAGAUCCACUGCUGCAACUGCUGCUGCUGCCAGAGUCUUUACAGAGUCCCCUUUUAUAUGGAAAACUUUAUAUGAAAAAAUGAAGCUAGUAGCCAUUAUAGUGGCUUGUGAGCUCAAUCUUUUAGUAAACACUUGCCAACCAGUCGCAUAAUAUCCAACCCAAAGUCCCUCUCUCUUCCUCAUUGUCUUUCUGUUGCUCGUUUUCAGUUUUGUAAAUGUUUCUCUUUCUCUCACCCAGUGAGCUGAAUGGACGAUCAAAAGAGCUCAAUAUUCAGCUGCUGGAUGAUGGGAAACCUCAGAGUAAGUAUAUAUUUGUUUUGUAUCUCUAAAUGUAGGCACAGGGUGAGGUAAGGACACUAAUAAUGUCUGAUACACACCCACAACAGUUGAAUUUAAGAACAAUUUAAGCUUUUUAUCGCCCUUAAAAUAUGUCUGACAGCCUUAAAAUGUCCUCUAUCAUUUUGUCUGUCAUUUUACUCAUACAGUGACUUAUUGUUGUUUGUGUGCAAAAUUACACGUAUGAAGUCUUGUUAUAGCAAACUGAUUGGGAUGUGUUGUCUUCCUGACAGACUCCUUACUGGGUCAAAUGUCCGUGCCUUUUGAUCUGGUGAAGAAGCAACCCAAAGGACAGCAAACAUUUGCACUCAUUACCAAAGACCAAGUGACUGGGUCACUUAUUGCUGAGGCAAGAUAACUAGCUUUUUUAAGGCCCAGUGUGUUUUAUAUAUAUUUCCACACUAUGAGGUUGGAAUAAUACUGUGGAAUUGUGAAAAUUAUGAUAAUGCCCUUUUACUGUAAGAGCUGUUAGAAAAGACCACCUGAAAUUUCAGCUUGUUUUGGUGGGAGUUAGUUUUGACCUGCCUGGGUUAACAGACCAAUAAGAAGGAGUUCCAAACCACUCUGCCAAUAACAGCUAGUUUUCCAUUUUCUGCUCCCCACUCCCAGACAGUCCUAGCUAAAUUCUUGCUUGAGAAAUUGCUCUUUGUUAAGAGGCUAUUUUUGUUUAUUUUUGACCAUUUUAUUGAAAGCAUUUACAGUAAGUUACAUAAUUGUUACCCAGAAAUUAUUUGAAAUUGAAAUAAAAACGGCAGCAUUGGACCUUUAAACGUCUUAAUACAUAUCAAAUUCAUAUCCAACACCUUACCAUUUUACACAAUGAAUUUGAAGUUUUAUUGAAAUUCUUGAACCACUAUGAUAGUCAUGUCAUUCCAUCCUUUCUCUCGUCCCCCAGUUUACCUACUUGGAACCCAGCGAGGUGCGGUCGUGGCAGCCCCCUACUCCAGCCCCCACUAAGAGAGUGGAGAUGGACCGCACGGUCAUGCCCUGCGGUACUGUGGUCACCACAAUCACUGCAGUGAAGAGUAAACCAGCUCGACCACUACUGCCUGGACUCAGCACAAAUCCAACCCAGCGUACGUAUUUAAUCUUUAACAAUACAAUUAAUGUUUAAGAUGGAACCCCAAAAGUAUGGCGGUAAGAGCCAACUAGAUGGAAAAUCUGUUGAUGUGCCCUUGAGCAAGGCACUUAACCUGAAUUGCUCCUGUAAGUCGCUCUGGAUAGGCUUUUGGACUUUUUUUCAACACGACUGCCUCUAGUCUAGGCAUUACUAUGAGAUGUUGCUUACAGGAGAUGGGCUCAGAUUAUUUUAAAUCAAAUGUAUCGAAUGCAAUUACCGGUAUUAUUGUCAAUAAGUUGAUAAGGAACUUAUCCAAAUGAUCUUGUAUGUUUUCAGAGACCCCCUUGAAGCCUCCCAGCGGCACCAAGUCCAAGCUGUCGUCUCGGAGGGUGUCAGAGCAGCCAUCCAUGCGGGGGACCAUGGGGAGCAAGGCCCUGUCCUCCUCAGACACAGAGCUGCUCAUGCUCAACGGGUCCGAUCCCGUGGCAGAGGCCGCCAUCCGCCAGCUCCACGAGUCAGCCAAGCAGAAGCUCAAGUCCCCGGUCAAGAAGAGCACCAUCAUCAUCUCAGGAGUGGCCAAGGUACCAUAAUAAUACAUAAGAUUUGUUUAGGGCUUUUCUGAAACCCAAAGACACUUAAACUCAAAGGCAUACGAUACAGAGCAGCUAGGCAGUACACUCCAAAGGUCAAAUAGGGGAUGCUUAUAUUUGUCGUGUUUCACUUUACAAGUGGAUAACCUGCACAAGUGUGAAAUGCAAAUGUUUUUUUGCAUAUCCAAACCCCCACUGAGAUUGGGGUCACAAUCAGGGAUCAGCCAUUAUUGAUUGCGACCCUGGAGCAAUUAGAGUUAAGUGCCUUGCUCAAGGGCAGAGCAAAAUAAAAUUCACCUUGUUGGCUCAGGGAUUCAAACUAGCAACCUUUAGGUUACUGGCCCAAAGCUCUAACCGCUAGGCUACUCUCUACCUCUUAGAGGCUCUUCAGCUCUUCUUUUUGAAAUGUUAACAGUGGGUUUUCUAUUCUGUACUCCAUUUCCUAGACCCCUCUGUCUCAGGAUGAUGAGAUGGCCUUGAUGGCGGGCUACGCUGCUGCGAUGGAUGCCUCCAUGUCGGAGGGGGGUUCUCAGGAGAUUGCUGUGAAGACUGCGUCAGUAGUAGGAGCCAGUAGCAACCCCCCGGCGGUGGCGGACCCCCAGGAGGGCCCCAGUGGACUGGCCCAGGCUCAAGCCCAGCAUGCCCCGGAGGACUGGGAGAGCCAAGCAGAAGAGGACCCAGACAAAACCUCCAUGUCCCUCUGCAUCUCAGAGUCUGGCUCCAAAAAGAGCAAGGGUGAGAGUUUAUGGAAUGCCAACACUGUGGCAGAUCUUCAAGAUCUUAUUGUUGUGUCUAUUUUUAGCCUUAUUCUCUCCUAAAAUAUUCUACUGGGCAUAUCACUUUGGUAACUCUCUUACACUACUCAAGUCCUAAUGAUCCUGGUCACCACUCCAGUCUGUUAUUUUCAGUGUCUGUCUCUCUCUCUUUUUACAUCUUGUUGAUCUGAUUUCUCAUUUUUCCUUCCUCCUAUCUCCACCCUUCCCUUGUCACUUUAUUAUCUGCCAUCUUAAAGAGGAAACCAUUGCUAACCAGAAAUGUUUUCUUGAAGAGUAAGUUACCUCACAAGCAGCUCUUAGUAGCUUGGUACAGUAGUGACUAGACUAGAAUGCUGUCCAUCUAUGAAAUGUGACAUUCACAUUUUCUUUCAGAUGGUAUAACAUCCUUUUAAUUUUAGGCUGCAACAGCUCCCAGCUGAGUUGUAGGAGCAGUUUUAGGUGCAUUUCUGUCAAGGUCGGUGCCAUUUUUCUAGACCAGAGUUAGGGCUGGGUGAUAUGGCCUAAAAAUCAUAUCUCAACGAUUCACAAUAUCUCGAUUUUUAAAAUGUUUUCUCUAAAUAAGCUUUGUUGUACAAUUAAAGGUCAGAUACACUGCAUUUCAAUAAUCUAAUGAAUUUCCGGUUUGUGAAAUGAUAUGCUUUUUUGCAAUAAUCACUGAUCUGGCUUUCAAGUCUGUCUGAAAAUGCCCUUUUUGUUAAAAAUGUAACCAGAACUAUGCAUAAUGCACAUUCACUAAUAAUGACUAACUUCUUGUAGCAGGCAUUACAGAAAAAUAACAUCAGUUUAUGAGACUAUCUCAAGCACAUGCCCACGUGCUAGUGAGUUGCCAGCUAAUCUUUAUAUUUCAAGUUUAGCGAACUUGGAACUACAGUGCAUUCGGAAAGUAUUCAGACCCCUUGACUUUUUCCACAUUUUGUUACAUUACAGCCUUAUUUUAAAAUUGAUUUAAUUGUUUUUUCCCCCUCAUCAAUCUACACACAAUACCCCAUAAUGACAAAGCACAUCGUGUUCAAGUCCGGGCUCUGGCUGGGCCACUCAAGGACAUUCUGAGACUUGUCCUGAAGCCACUCCUGAGUUGUCUUGGCUGUGUGCUUAGGGUUGUUGUCCUGUUGGAAGGUGAACCUUUGCCCCAGUCCGAGGUCCUGAAUGCUCUGGAGCAGGUUUUCAUCAAGGAUCUCUGUACUUUGCUCUGUUCAUCUUUCCCUCGAUCCUGACUAAUCUUCCAGUCCCUGCCGCUGAAAAACAUCCCCACAGCAUGAUGCUGCUGCCACCACCAUGCUUUACCGUAGGGAUGGUGCCAGGUUUCCUCCAGACGUGACACUUGGCAUUCGAGCCAGAGUUCAAUCUUGGUUUCAUCAGACCAGAGAAUCUUGUUUCUCAUUGUCUGAGUCCUUUAGGUGGCUUUUGGCAAACUCCAAGCGGGCGUCAUGUGCCUUUUACUGAGGAGUGAUUUCCGUAUGGCCACUCUACCAUAAAGGCUUGAUUGGUGGAGAGCUCCAGAGAUGGUUGUCCUUCUGGAAGGUUCUCCCAUCUCCACCGAGGAACUCUGGAGCUCUGUCAGAGUGACCAUCGGGUUCUUGGUCACCUCCCUGACCAAGGCCCUUCUCCCCUGAUUGCUCAGUUUGGCCGGGCGGCCAGCUCUAGGAAGAGUCUUGGUGUUUCCAAACAAAUUCCAUUUUAAGAAUGAUGGAGGCCACUGUGUUUUUGGGGACCUUCAAUGCUGCAGACAUUUUUUGGUACCCUUCCCCAGAUCUGUGCCUCGACACAGUCCUGUCUUGGAGCUCUAAUUCCUCCGACCUCAUGGCUUGGUUUUUGCUCUUACAUGCACUGUCACCUGUGGGAACUUAUAUAGACAGGUGUGUGCCUUUCCAAAGCAUGUCCAAUCAAUUGAAUUUACCACAGGUGGACAACAAUCAAGUUGUAGAAACAUCUCAAGGAUGAUCAAUGGAAACAUAAUGCACCUGAGCUCAAUUUCGAGUCUCAUACCAAAGGGUCUGAAUACUUAUGUAAAUAAGGUUUUUCUGUAUUUUAUUUUCAAUAAAUUAGCAACAUUUUCUAAAAACCUGUUUUCACUUUGUCGUUAUGGGGUAUUGUGUGUAGAUUUAUAAACAUUUUUUAGUUAAUCCAUUUUAGAAUAAGGCUGUAAUGUAACAAAAUGUUGAAAAGGGGAAGGGGUCUGAGUACUUUCCGAAUGCACUUUAUUUGCUAGUUAACAAGGUAGAACAGUUGAAUUGUUAGUCUUUGGCUAAAAUGCUGCUAGCAGUACUUGAUACCGCAAUGAUGCGGGCGACAAAUUUAGCAUUCAUUUUCCAGACUCAAUGUUCAUUGAUACUACCGUUUGAGUAGUGUCUGCUCUGCGCGCAAUUUGAGUUGAGACAUAAAAACGGUAUCGUUAGAACGGUUAACUUCUCUUCUAUUACAGUAAAAUAAUGUCUCAAUGUGUUUCGGUGUCCAUACGACAGAUUAUGUUGGACCAAACCUCAAAAGCAAAUAGCGAGUUGAAACCGCUUGUCAGACAGGAAGAAGUGAUCUCUCAUCUUUGUUGUUGUGAGUGGCAGGCUUGGUGUGUGUAAAUGGGAAGGUGCACAGUAUAAGUCUUCAAGGAUCCACCUGUACCUGAGACCCGAUCCGGGACCCAGAAUUCUAAAUAAUAUCACGGGUCUGGGUCGGAUUUGAUAUGAUUGUCAUGGGUCUCGGUUAUGUGUAAUUUUAACUGACUUGUCCGGAAGGGCCCGUACAGAUCUGAACACAACUGCUGCAGUAGAAAGCGAGAGAGAGAAAUUGUUUGAUUUAUGCUGCUGCUCUUGCUUUUCACGAGUGGAGCGUGAUGCGUGUAGCUUGUAGUUGUUGGCUAAUCACAAGUCAUCAAAGCGGCAAUAGGCCCCAGUCAUAGAGCCUCCCUGUGGCAAAAGUUAGUAUACGGAUAGGCUUCAACGGCCAAAAGCCAACAGGUAACGUUAGGCUGCUAUUUAGUCUAUUAGUCUUGAUUGUCCAUCUUCCUGAAUUAAAAUUGUAUAUUCUAACAGAUCAAUCUUGCCGGCAAAAUGUCAUUAAAUAUUAUUGCAAAGUUAUUUAGCUAUUGUGUGGAUGUAGGGCUGUUAUUUUUUUGUAUAUAAUGUGCACCCAGAUGCAGCAUAGGCAACACAAUAGUAUCAGACAGACAAGCUGGCCCGGGGAAACAUUUUUGCAGGCCGCCUCUGCUUUGGCUGCUAUGUUGCAAUAUUAAUGAGUGACAAUUUACAAUUGAUCCUACAGUUUCUAAAGAUCUGCGUGCCAGUUAUGAUUUUCAUAUAAGCAUUGUAGGCUACUCGACUGUUCCCAGAAACUGCCCACAAACUGAAUAGCCUAGCCUAAUUCUAGCUGGCUACAAGACAGAAAUGCUGUCCAUUCAGCCACACCCCACGGAGCUCCACUAUGCCUACCUGUACCGAGGCGCUGUCCAGCAGUGCUGAAUCACAGGAACGGCCUUAAUGUGUCGAUUUUUCUUAAUUCCUUGUAGAUUGUAGGCCUAAGUAAUUCCUUUGUGUGCCUUUUUAUUUCAAUGCAUGUGUAGGAUUUAUCUGGUAUAGUUUGCAUUCGCAGUCAGCUGUUUUAUGCUUUGGUUACUUUCACAUUGAUGUCGGUAUUUGAAGUGGGCCUUGAUAGCGUGUAUUAUGUAUCUAUUUCAUGUUGCAGUGUAUGCACUGUUCCACAAGUAGGCUAAAUGAGUCAAUGUAGCCUACAGUAUGUAUGAUGAGUUUGAGUAGUACAUUGUACACACCAUUCCACAGACCUUUAAACCUAAUAUAAACCUAAUAUUGGGGUGAUAAUGUCUGUGGGUCAUUUUGUUUUUGCUGUUCUCCAAAUAGCAUUUUAGUGUUUUAAAAUUGUGUAGAAGUACAGUAAAUGAGCUUCAUCUGGUGGAUGUAUUUCUACACCCCACUUUGCCAUACCCUAGGUUUAGCCGAACUGACACCACUGCCACCCCCAAAACGCAGCACCCCCACCCCCAAACGACUUCCCGCGACUAUGUAGAGGACACUAUCUCACAGUUACUGUUGAAUUAUGUUAAUUUACGACAACCUCGUCUGGUUUUCUCCUCUUCCUCCCACCAGGAGGCGGCUUGCUGCAAAAGAGUGCCAAACUGUUCUUCCGCCGGCGCCGCCAGUGCAAGGACCCGGGUAUGAGCCAGUCGCACAACGACCUGGUGUACCUGGAGCAGCCUGUGACGGUGGACCAGGAGAAACGCACGGCCACUUUCAGCCGGAUGUUGAACCGCAAGCUGCUGCCCAAGAGCAAGAGCAAAGCCAACGGCUCCACCACCACCCCGACACCGACUCCCACCCUGGAGGAGCAACACGCAGCCUGACUCCCCCUCCGAUAGUUCUGGAGCCCCGCAAGCCGCCACUCCUCCUGCCUCUAACCCCUUCUUUAGUCCUCCAGCCCCCCACUCCACCACCCCUACCACCCUCCUCUAGUCCUCUAGCCCCCCAUGCCUCAUCCACUUCUACCACCUUGCACUGACCGAGAGAUCCCACUUCCCGAUCCGUGAAUCCUCCACUACUAGUUGGGAAAAUAUUAUCUUUAUCUCCUUCUGCUCUUCCUUCACCCUCACCUUGUUUUGAAGCAAACAUAUUUGACAGGGAGUAUAUCUGUUUGGGUGAUGCUAAUUUUAAUUGCUUUCACCUUCAUGCCAUUUCAUGAGAUCAUUUUUUCGUUUGAUUUAAUUUGACCUUUUUUUGCAACAUUAUUGCAACAUUCUGUAUUUGUGGCCUUCUAAACCUUGAGAAGAACUACUGGCGGCCAGCCUGGACCCUCGUCCAAUCAGAGGGUAGUAAGGGCAACCUGAUGGGGUCUGAUAGAAGGUGGACCAAAGGAGAGAAGAGUGGUGUUGACAUAAUUUGAACAUUUCUAGAUACAUUUUCUAGGUUGUACACUCAAAUUUUAAAGUGUAAUGACGAGAACUGUUCUUGAUAGAGGUUAGCUACACUGAGUAUACCAAACA
This is a messenger RNA of Coregonus sp. 'balchen', 18238 nucleotides long. The record is from the annotation of a GenBank genome assembly. Lineage: Eukaryota; Metazoa; Chordata; Actinopteri; Salmoniformes; Salmonidae.